Molecule: messenger RNA, 787 nt
Organism: Carlito syrichta (Philippine tarsier)
Lineage: Eukaryota; Metazoa; Chordata; Mammalia; Primates; Tarsiidae
Gene: CYP17A1
Product: steroid 17-alpha-hydroxylase/17,20 lyase
Exons: 5
Biological process (GO): progesterone metabolic process; hormone biosynthetic process
Molecular function (GO): heme binding; steroid 17-alpha-monooxygenase activity; iron ion binding
Source: RefSeq, a predicted model, not a curated record
GAGGUGCCCAGAGAGCCCUUAUUCUGGCGCCCGGCACCGCGGGGGCUGGGAAGCAGGCCGUGUCACGUCCCCAUGCCGCUGCGGCGCGGGGGAGCCGCCUGGCUGCUGCUCCCUGGACGAGAAGCACCGCUCACGGACCACUCUGGACAUCCUGUCGGACAACCAGAAGGGCGUGGCCUUCGCCGACUAUGGCUCACACUGGCAGCUGCACCGGAAGCUGGUGAUGGCCACCUUCGCCCUUUUCAAGGACGGCGACCAGAAGCUGGAGACGAUCAUCUGCCAGCAAAUCAGGCCGCUGUGCGACAUGCUGGCCACCCGCAGCGGACAGUCCGUGGACCUCUCCCUGCCUCUCUUCCUGGCCAUCACCAACGUCAUCUGCCUGAUAUGCUUCAACUCGUCCUACAAGGACAAGGACCCCGAGGUGCAGGUCAUCCAGACUUACAACGACGGCAUCCUGGACACGCUGGGCAGGGACAGCCUGGUGGACCUGUUUCCCUGGCUGAAGAUUUUCCCCAACAAAACACUGGAGACGUUACGGAACUGUGUCAAGUUACGGAAUCAUCUGCUGAAAAAAAUACUGGAACAAUACAAGGGCAAGUUCAGCAGCGACUCCAUCAGCAACAUGCUGGACGUGCUGAUCCAGGCCAGGAUGAACGCGGACAACGCCGGCGCCGCCCAGGACCGCGGGAUGCUUUCCGACAGGCACAUCCUGGCCACCGUAGGGGACAUCUUCGGCGCCGGCGUGGAGACCACCACCUCCGUGGUCAAGUGGACGGUGGCCUUCCUG